Molecule: messenger RNA, 773 nt
Organism: Pyrus x bretschneideri (Chinese white pear)
Lineage: Eukaryota; Viridiplantae; Streptophyta; Magnoliopsida; Rosales; Rosaceae
Product: cytochrome c oxidase assembly factor 6
Exons: 4
Coding region: 104-409 (101 amino acids)
Cellular component (GO): respiratory chain complex IV; mitochondrion
Source: RefSeq, a predicted model, not a curated record
UCACUCAUACGCGCGUUCGGAUCUUACGCAGCGGUCGUCGCCGACUCACAGCAGCUGAACAGAAUCAUAAGAUCAGAGCUUUCUCCCUUCUGAUUUCGAAUCAAUGGCCACGGAAGCUUACGCCGCACGAAACCCAGCAGAGGUUCACACGGACGUCCUUUCCAAUGCCAGACAAGCUUGCUACAAGGCUCGGGACGCUUUCUAUGCGUGUGUGGAGAAAGAAUCGGACAAGAAGCAGACCGAAAUCGCGUCGAAGGGCCUGUUGUACCCAGCAGAAUGCAAAGCUUCGAGGGAGGAGUUUGUCAAACACUGCCGUACUUCUUGGGUGAAGCAUUUUGAUGCGCUCUACUGCAAGAACAAGAGUCUGAAGAGGCUUUUGGAUGAUAAAGAUUCGAGGAAAGGAGUAUAAAGCUUGAAUUGGCCCCUGACACUGAAGGAGUCGUCCUGGUUAGUUCCUGGGUUCAUGUUCAAUUCAUUAUUCAAUGGGAAGCAGAAAUCUGUAUGGUUUAAAGUUUGCACUGCAGAGGCAGUACCACAUUAGGAAGCUGUCAAUCUUUUGGUGUCAAUGCAUGUUUAAAUAAGAAACAAUGGAGAAUAUGGUGUAUAUAUCCGACAAGAUGUGUUUCUGGCAAAAUUUGAUGUAAUAAUUUGAAAGCUCACAUAUUUGGAAUACUUCUUUGUGGUUCAUAUGUUUGAUGAACUUGACACACCUAGGAAAUCUAGGCAAUUGGUAGAAUGAAAGAAGUGCAGUGUUGUCAAUGCUAGUGUUCUGA